AUGAUUCGAAGAGUGCAGCGAGGCGAAUUGUUUUUCCAGCACCGAGGGGCCGAAGUCAAAGCUUGUUUUUCUUUCUCUUCUGCCAUUGCCACUACCAAAACCCCAGCAGUAUUAUCAAAAGCUACUCCCUCCGCAUCAACUCAGACCAGUAUUCCUGUUUCUGUUAACGAUAAUAAUAAUAUUAUUCAUGCUAUCGGUACUGCUAUCGGUACUGUCAUUGAUAAUGUUGAGAAUUUAACCUCGUGUGAGGAUUGGCCGAGUUUCCCCUAUGGAAUCCAUGGCGUUGUGUUCGAUGUUGUUAUCCAAGCAUAUACAGAGAUGUUAGGAAAAGCAUUGGAAUCAGUUAGUAAAUAA
Molecule: messenger RNA, 354 nt
Organism: Sclerotinia borealis F-4128
Lineage: Eukaryota; Fungi; Ascomycota; Leotiomycetes; Helotiales; Sclerotiniaceae
Source: the annotation of a GenBank genome assembly